Molecule: messenger RNA, 684 nt
Organism: Coffea eugenioides
Lineage: Eukaryota; Viridiplantae; Streptophyta; Magnoliopsida; Gentianales; Rubiaceae
Product: serine/threonine-protein kinase 24-like
Exons: 10
Coding region: 1-684 (227 amino acids)
Biological process (GO): protein phosphorylation
Molecular function (GO): ATP binding; protein kinase activity
Source: RefSeq, a predicted model, not a curated record
AUGGCUGAUGCUGCGGCUCUCAUUGAGGCUUCGGGCUCCAGAUUUAGUGAUUUGGAGCUCAUUGGUAGGGGGUCGUUCGGGGAUGUCUAUAAAGGGCAACCCAUGCGGUUUGAUAAGGAUCUUAACAAGGAGGUUGCUAUUAAAGUUAUUGAUCUCGAAGAAUCGGAGGAUGAAAUUGAGGACAUUCAAAAGGAAAUUGCAGUUUUGUCACAAUGUCGAUCUCCAUAUAUUACAGAAUACUAUGGAUCCUAUCUGCACCAAACUAAGCUUUGGAUAAUAAUGGAAUACAUGGCUGGUGGUUCUGUUGCUGACCUGAUUCAACCAAAUCAGCCUUUGGAUGAGAUGUCCAUAGCUUGCAUUUUACGUGACUUGCUUCAUGCAGUUGAAUACCUCCACAACGAAGGGAAAAUUCAUCGUGAUAUUAAAGCUGCCAAUAUUUUGUUGACAGAAAAUGGUGACGUUAAGGUUGCUGACUUCGGUGUUUCUGCACAAUUAACAAGAACAAUUUCAAGGAGAAAGUCUGUUACAGAGAAACUACUCUGGGUUAAUGUAGGGAUAGUGCUUUUGCUUAGUUACUAUGGAGAUGGCAGUCUCCUUGGGCUAAUGCAAUUAAAUAUGGCAGACAUUUGUAGGAACUCCAUUUUGGAUGGCUCCAGAAGUAAUCCAGAAUUCAGAAGGAUAUAA